Xenopus laevis (African clawed frog) is the source of this 3291-nucleotide messenger RNA. It is a transcript of the gene gpt.L, whose product is annotated as glutamic-pyruvate transaminase (alanine aminotransferase) L homeolog. Gene Ontology annotation, cellular component: mitochondrial matrix. The record is from RefSeq and is a predicted model, not a curated record. Gene Ontology annotation, molecular function: L-alanine:2-oxoglutarate transaminase activity; pyridoxal phosphate binding; transaminase activity. NCBI's taxonomy places the organism in Eukaryota, Metazoa, Chordata, Amphibia, Anura, Pipidae. The coding region runs from base 567 to 2087 and encodes 506 amino acids. The transcript is spliced from 13 exons. Gene Ontology annotation, biological process: L-alanine catabolic process.
AGCUCCUGCCAUGGAGACAGAGGAACAGGGGCUCUUCUCUCCGGCUGCCGCCGCCAUUCUCAGGAUAUUAAUACUAAGGGCACAGACACACGGACACAGCAGCCUGGAGGUUCUAACAGAGACGGGAACUUACUGUGGCGCUGGAUCCCUGAGGGACAACAAGACACAGAACCCCGGGCCCUGGAUCCCUGAGGGACAACAAGACACAGAACCCCGGGCCCUGGAUCCCUGAGGGACAACAAGGACACAAAUCCCUGGUAACCGGAUCACUGAGAGAUGGGCAAAGACGGAUGGUACUGGUUCCUUAAGGGAGAGGCACAGAAUCGCUGGCACUGAGACCCGAGGGACUGAAGAACACAAUCUCUGUGAGACAUAAGGACAUAAUUCACACCCUGGAUCCUCGAGGGAGGGACAUAAGGACAUAAUUCACACCCUGGAUCCUCGAGGGAGGGACAUAAAGAGAUUUCAGACCCAGAUCCCUGAGGGAGGGACAUAAAGAGAUUUCAGACCCAGAUCCCUGAGGGAGGGACAUAAAGAGAUUUCAGACCCAGAUCCCUGAGGGAGGGAUGAAGAGGUCGCUGUCAGGAACGCCGCUGGCUGAACGGGACGGGAAAGUUACUCGCAAGAUGUCUGAGAACGGGACAUGCAACCGGAUCCUGACUCUGGACUCCAUGAAUCCCUGUAUCCAGAAAGUGGAAUACGCAGUGAGGGGCCCCAUCGUCAUCAGGGCUGUGGAGCUGGAGAAAGAACUGCAGCAGGGGGUAAAGAAGCCAUUCACAGAAGUGAUCAAAGCCAAUAUUGGAGAUGCCCAUGCAAUGGGUCAGAAACCCGUUACUUUCCUGCGCCAGGUGAGUGCCAUCUGUCUGUACCCCGAGCUCAUGAAUGACAACAAGUUCCCGGAGGACGUGAAGCAGAAGGCAGCGAGGAUCCUGCAGGCGUGUGGCGGGCACAGCAUUGGGGCCUACAGCGCCAGCCAAGGGAUUGAAGUGAUCCGACAAGAUGUGGCCAAGUACAUUGAGAGAAGGGAUGGGGGUAUCCUGUCCGACCCCAACAACAUCUACCUCUCCACGGGGGCCAGUGACUCUAUUGUGACAAUGCUGAAGUUGCUGGUGUCUGGGCAAGGGAAAUCCCGAACUGGGGUGAUGAUCCCGAUCCCUCAAUACCCGCUGUAUUCUGCGGCCCUGGCAGAGUUGGAUGCCGUGCAGGUUAAUUAUUAUCUGGAUGAGGAGAACUGCUGGGCCCUGGACAUCAACGAGCUGCGGAGAGCACUAGCGGAGGCCCGAAAACAUUGUGACCCCAAAGUACUGUGCAUUAUUAACCCAGGAAACCCUACAGGGCAGGUGCAGAGCCGCAAGUGCAUUGAGGACGUGAUCCGUUUUGCUGCUGAAGAGAAUCUUUUCCUGAUGGCGGAUGAGGUCUACCAAGAUAAUGUCUAUGCCAAGGGCUGUGCCUUUCACUCCUUCAAAAAGGUUCUCUUUGAGAUGGGACCCAAGUAUUCAGAAACGCUGGAACUGGCUUCUUUCCACUCCACAUCCAAGGGAUACAUGGGAGAGUGCGGGUUCAGAGGGGGUUACAUGGAAGUGAUCAAUAUGGAUCCUGCUGUCAAGCAACAACUAACCAAGUUGGUGUCUGUGCGUCUGUGCCCCCCAGUGCCGGGGCAAGUAUUACUUGAUGUGAUUGUGAACCCACCAAAGCCUGGGGAGCCCUCCUACAAACAGUUCAUUUCUGAGAAACAGGCUGUGCUCAAUAACCUGGCUGAGAAAGCUCGUCUCACUGAGGAAAUCCUAAACCAAGCGCCUGGGAUCCGCUGUAACCCAGUCCAGGGAGCCAUGUACUCGUUUCCAAGGAUCCACAUCCCAGAGAAGGCCAUUAAACUUGCACAGGCUGAGGGACAGGCCCCAGACAUGUUCUUCUGUAUGAAGCUGCUGGAAGAGACUGGCAUUUGUGUGGUACCUGGAAGUGGAUUUGGACAACGUGAGGGCACUCACCAUUUCAGGAUGACCAUCCUCCCUCCCACCGAUAAGCUGAAGAGCCUGUUAGAGCGGCUGAAGGAUUUCCACCAGAAAUUUAUGGAUGAGUAUUCCUAGGAUGCCACAAUGGCGCAGACCAUCUGCUUCCAUAUCCUAAUCUUGACUGUUGACUAGUAGUACAUGCAUAACCCUCAGAUUUGCCCCAGUGCUUUUUACCUCCUGCUUUCCACCCUCAGACUUGAGCUACUCAACCCCAACCCUGGAGAAGCCUUCACUGACUCCCAAGUAAACUCACGGUUGACUCCCCUACUAGACAAGAACUUGAGGAGUAGGCCCACAAUCGUGCCUCACAGUAUUCCCUAAUUAUCAACAGAUCAGUAUCCAGUUACAACUACACAUGCACCUUUUUAUGUUUUUAUCUCAAUUUAGCACUUUUGUUGGAAUCCAAAGCCAAAAUGUGAAUGAGCUCCGUGUUUUCUUACACUAAUGACUGAGCCCCAGUAAGGAGGCCCCUAAUAACCACUGGAUGCAUUUUGUGAUUUCCCAGCCUGGUGCCCCAUUCACAUCUCUACUUGACCUGCCUCUUCUAUAGGGCCCUGCCGGCUGGUAGACAGAGAGAGGUAAAUCUGCUUUUUAGGGUGUCAUGUGGGGGUAUACAGUGGGCUUAGUGUGUACCCCUUGUGUUGCUUAAUCUCUUGCUUUACAGACUAAUCCAGAUUAACGUAACAUUAUGGGAGUUUUACAUUCAGGCCCUUGGUUGGCUGAGUUCUAUAGGCCUUAUUCCAGAUGCCCUGCAGAAGUCUCUAAGUGCCCUUUCUAAAUAUGGACUUGCCUGAUCUUGUGCCCAGGAGGCCACCUCAAAGCCCCGAACGCUGCUCAGAAUUGUAUAAUAAUCUGAAUUCAUGGAAGGUCCUAUGCAAUGCCUCAACUGGUGAAGUGGAAUCCCUGCGCUUGCUCCUAUUCUCCGGAGGCCGCCAUCUUGGAUGCAGAAUAAAGUGCAGGAUGCAAUUUGCAUUUCUAUCAGAACAUCACAAACACACAAGGACUCGCACUAUAACAGGUUCUGAUUGCACCUGCCCAUACCCAUUUGCUUUUAUACCAAUUGGAAAAAGAAUGCAAAGAUCUGAUUGGUUGCUAUGGGCAACUGCACUGAAGUAUUGGCUGUAGGGUCAUCCUUGGCGGCUGUUGCCAGAUCAGCUGAGCUUCUAGCCAAGAUGUCGAGUAGCCAAAUUACUGGCCAGUCCUGUUCAGCAUUUUAAUAUACGUAAAGGGCUAAAAUUCAUGUUUUUAAUAUGAAUCAAUAAAGAUUGUUUGGAAGAUU